This is a messenger RNA of Fusarium coffeatum, 1389 nucleotides long. RefSeq lists its product as uncharacterized. NCBI's taxonomy places the organism in Eukaryota, Fungi, Ascomycota, Sordariomycetes, Hypocreales, Nectriaceae. The record is from RefSeq and is a predicted model, not a curated record. The transcript has a single exon. The coding region runs from base 1 to 1389 and encodes 462 amino acids.
AUGGAUUCGUCGCUAACUCGAAACCAAAAACAGUUCCAGUAUUUGGCUGACAAAUAUGCUCCGGCUGCGCCAGAAAUAGCCGAUACCCUGGCUAAGCUCCAGAUACCUCCAAAUACACCUCUUGAUAAUUCAAUUCCUGUUCCUCUGCCCUUACCACGCACGUACAGCUCCGGCUCCCAACAUCAACUUGCCCUCGUCAUCCGUGACGGACGCCGAGUAGCUAAUCAGCUUGCCUCGCUGGGCGAAGCGAGUAAAACAACUGCCUCUAGCCGAGAGACUGAGUCGCAACCUUCCCACGUAGCCACCUCCAUGUCGACCGCGCUAGAACAAGACUUCACGGUCCAAGGAAAGAAGGGCCAUCUUCAAUGCCCGUUCUCCAAACCCGCCACGGCCAGCGGCUCUGGGGCCCGCGACGAUGAUGCGCAGGAUACCACUCCGCACCACUCGACGGACCCCAUCUGCGCAGCCAUGUACGAAGAAUCUACAUCUCAGCAGGCUCGCACAAACGUCUCCUCCGCUAUCAAAUGUCCCAUUCGCUACAUGGAUAAACAUUCCGCAGAGGAGAUUGCCCACUAUGUUGAAACGCAUAAGCAUGAACUCCCUCGCAGCCAUGAAGUUUGCCUCCGUCGAUACCAGCGUGACGAAGACCAGAUCAAAAAGAUAGAUUCUAAAUACGGCGACAUUGUGAGCAUGAUAGAGGGCCUGGGUCAGCUUCAUGCCCCUAUGUUGCCCGAAGCGGAGGAUGAUCCGAAUCGACCAAGUGAUGUCGCCCAGCCUUCCAAUGAGAGAGUCGAGAACUGGGCACAGGCUGUUAGUGUAAACUCGGACCCCGACGAUACUCAGGUGCAAACUCAAGAGGACGGAGACCGGCAAAGUCACUUUGAUCGACCGCUCAAGGAAGUGCGAGUAGGAGAAUCUCCCAGUAGACCAUGGGGAAUAUCGAUUCCAGUCUACGAACUUUCGGGCCAGGGCGACGACCAACCUCUUUCACCACCACCGGCGCCAGUCUGUAUGCCUAUCUCGGCUCGAACUGCACCUAGCGCUCAAGAUUCCACCAAAAAGACGCCUGGCAAGUGUCCAUUCGACCAUACAAAGUUGGCUGCCAUGGGCAUGUCUGCACCUUUCAAGCAUGAUGCAUCAUCGGUACACAUAACACACGAAGGACCAGAACACCCACGAUCGUUCUCGCCUACCAAGGAAGACAACGGACCCCCUCCACCACCGCCUCCUCAUCAACAUGCGGCACCACCCCAACCUGCUUUUAUCAACCCCGAUAUGACAAAGGGGGUCAACAACGGACCCCAGAUGAUUUUCACGGGACCUGUCUUCAUUGGAUAUCCAAUGGACCAGGCCAUACAAUUUAUGAAUCAAUACAGAGGGAAUCAGUGA